Molecule: messenger RNA, 1239 nt
Organism: Danio aesculapii
Lineage: Eukaryota; Metazoa; Chordata; Actinopteri; Cypriniformes; Danionidae
Gene: cibar1
Product: CBY1 interacting BAR domain containing 1
Exons: 9
Coding region: 109-993 (294 amino acids)
Biological process (GO): cilium assembly
Cellular component (GO): ciliary basal body; ciliary transition zone
Source: RefSeq, a predicted model, not a curated record
CACGGCGUUCUUCCGGAUUUGCUGCUGCAGAAUAGCAUUAGCACAAAAAUCUUUGUCUCAUUAUAGCUUGAAUUUCUUCAUUUCAUAAGUAGCUAUUGGUUGCGAGUAAUGAUGAGCCGCACUCCCGAUGCAAGAGCGAGAGACACCCAGACCAAGCAGAUCCAGGAGAACAUCACCGGUGUCGAAAAACACUUCGGAGAUCUUUGCCAACUGUUUGCUGCCUAUGUUCGUAAAACUGCAAGGCUGCGAGAUAAAGCAGAUCUCCUGGUCAAAGAAAUCAGCAUUUACGCUGACACAGAGACACCAAACCUAAAAUGUGGACUCAAGAAUUUUGCAGAUCAACUAGCCAAAGUUCAAGACUAUCGGCAAGCAGAGGUGGAGAGGCUGGAAGUGAAGGUUAUAGAGCCUUUGAAAGCAUAUGGGAAUAUUGUCAAAACAAAAAGGGAGGACCUGAAGCAGACCCAGAGUGCAAGGAACAGAGAGGCCAAGCAGAUGCAGCAGCUGGAAAGAAUGAGGCAGAGAAACCCCUCCGACAGACAGAUCAUUUCACAGGCUGAGAGUGAACUCCAGAGAGCCACAAUGGACGCCACACGCACGACUCGCCAGCUGGAGGAGACAAUAGAUGACUUUGAAAAGCAGAAGAUUCGUGAUAUUAAGAAAGUUUUGGGUGAAUUUGUGACGGUGGAGAUGGCGUUCCAUGCCAAGGCUUUGGAAAUUUACACCACCGCUUACCAGCACAUUCAGAAUGUAGAUGAGGAAGGAGACCUUGAGGUAUUUAGGAAUUCACUGCACCCUCCUGAUUACCAGUCACGUUUAGAAAUCGUUCGUGCCAAUUCUAAACUGUCCCUGAAUCGAACUGGUACAUCAAUGAGUAAAUCAGGAACAAUGCAGUCAAGAACAUCAAGCAGACAGAGGAAAAGGGAUGACGAAGAAGAUGAGGAUGAGGAGGAAGAUGACGAAGAUUUGGAGGAAGUGACUGAUGAUGAGCAUUAAAGUCAGAUAUCCUCAGCAUUUUCACACAGCGACAUUCCUGGACUGUACUUAAGAGGGUUUUUAAAGGAGAUGAAUGACAUUAUCAAAUUAAUUAGCAUCACUGGUAAUAAAUGGAAUGGUAGCUGAGCAAUGUUAGUUUAAGAUGAGUGCGUUGUAUAUGCGUUUGCUCACUUGUAAAUCAUAUACUAUGAAAUUAUACAGAUUAACAUCUUCAAACAGAGUUUUCUAUUAAAUUUUAUUAACAAA